Messenger RNA from Trypanosoma conorhini, 819 nucleotides. RefSeq names its product ubiquitin-activating enzyme. The coding region runs from base 1 to 819 and encodes 272 amino acids. The transcript has a single exon. Lineage: Eukaryota; Euglenozoa; Kinetoplastea; Trypanosomatida; Trypanosomatidae. The record is from RefSeq and is a predicted model, not a curated record. Gene Ontology annotation, biological process: cyclic threonylcarbamoyladenosine biosynthetic process. Gene Ontology annotation, molecular function: tRNA threonylcarbamoyladenosine dehydratase activity; ubiquitin-like modifier activating enzyme activity.
AUGUUGAACGCGGCCAUUUAUGAGAGGACGCAAAUUCUGAUUGGGGACGACGGGGUGCGGAGGCUGCAGGGGGUCAACGUCUUCCUCGCGGGCGUGGGCGGCGUGGGCGGCCACUGCGCUGAGGCGCUGGUGCGGGCCGGGGUGGGGCACAUCACCGUCUGCGACCACGACGUUGUCUCUGCCACCAACAAAAACCGCCAGCUUGUGGCGCUUGACAGCACAAUCGGCGAGAGCAAAGUGGAGGUGCUGGCGCGCCGCCUGCAGGACAUCAACGUCCACUGCCGCGUGACCGCCCUCGACGCUCUGCUUCUCCCGGAGGACAUGGAGGACAUCUUGACGCGGCAGCGCUACCACUACGUAGUGGACUGCAUUGACAGCGUGGAGUGCAAAGUGGCCCUCCUUGCCACCUCUGUGCGGCUCGGGUUGCAGACCUUCUCCUCCUGCGGCGCGGGCGGCCGUCUCGACCCGUCACUCGUCUCUGUUGGGGACCUCUUUGAGACGGAGAACGACGCCCUCGCCCGCUGCUGCCGCGCCGAGCUGCGAAGGCGUGGCGUUGGCCCCGGCAAGGUUGUCGUCGUGCAUAGCAAGGAAAAGGGCCUGAGGCCGCUGGCGCCGCAGCGGCAGGAGUGCGGCGGGCGAGACCGCGCUAUAAACGGAACGAUUAGUUACAUGCCGCCGCUCUUUGGUCUUCUGCUCUCCGCCGCGGUGGUCCGACACGCACUGGACCCGGCGAGGGCGCAGCGGGAGGCGCAGCGUCGUCUGAAGCGGGCGAGGAAGGAAGAUGCACGACGAGGGAAGAAGCCGCGUCCGGGGCCGUGA